Messenger RNA from Dichotomopilus funicola, 2688 nucleotides. RefSeq names its product WD40 repeat-like protein. Gene Ontology annotation, cellular component: small-subunit processome; Pwp2p-containing subcomplex of 90S preribosome. Bases 1 to 2688 code for a protein of 895 amino acids. Gene Ontology annotation, molecular function: protein binding. The transcript is spliced from 5 exons. The record is from RefSeq and is a predicted model, not a curated record. NCBI's taxonomy places the organism in Eukaryota, Fungi, Ascomycota, Sordariomycetes, Sordariales, Chaetomiaceae. Gene Ontology annotation, biological process: rRNA processing.
AUGGCACCGAAUUUUUUGACAGCCUACGCGGCAGCACUCCUGCUCGCCACUCAAUCCGCAGCCCUCAACUUCACCAUCGCGAAUGGGCAAAUCUACACCCCUGGUCUAGCCAUAGUCGACUCUCCCCAGCCGGGCACACCCCUCGGCGGAGACACCAUCGAAGUCGCCCUCGAUGUCUCGACCAACGGCCGCCUUCCACUGCCCCCAUACGCCGAAGACAGCCCCAGCCAAAUCCACAAUAUCAGCAUCUUCCUGUCCAGCUACACCACGCAGCGCAAUUUUACCAUUACCAACGGCACGGCCUCGGCCAACAACGCCAGCCUAGGCAACAUCAUGUUCCAAGAGCCUGGCAGCACCGUCAAGCACGUCCGCUGGACCUGGCCCGACUGUCUUGUUGGUGAUGGCAGCCAGGGGAAAGGGUUGGGUGACACCGAUCGGGGCGUGUUACUAACCAAUCACCCACUCCAGAUCUCCAUCCGCCAAUCCUUCCGCCUCAACGGCACCGACCACUACACCAUCUUCGACCUACCCAUCUCCGUUUCAAACAGCAUCCCCGAGGGUAUCAGCGCUAGCAGCCGCAGCAGCGACAGCGGGGGUUACAGCGGCGAGCAGCGCCCGUCGUGCGACGCGCUCAACAACCCGCUGAUGACACCCGAGGAGAUCCACGAGUCGGCGGAUAGCAGCGUACCCGUGAUGUUUGCGCCGGGCGAUGCGACGCAGGUGCAGACGAGUCCUAAUGGCGCGGUGGCGAGGAGGGUUGGCCCAGAGAAAAAAAAGUUGAAGCUGCUUUCAAUGGAUCAACAAUCUGCCCCACGGCGCGAUCAACAAAAGAAGCAGGACGAUAUGUCCUCCGAUGAGGGAUCCUUUGCCAGCUUUGACGACGAUGAUGCCCUAUCCGACUCUGCUUCCGACGACGACCACGAGAACCACAACGCCAGCAAACUUGCCGCGAAGAGGAAAAAUGCGCUCCUCGAGAAGGACUCCGAAGAGGAAGACUUAGAGCGCUUUGUGCUCGGGAGCAAGGAGACGUUCCGCGAGCAACUCUUCCGCGACGACUUUCUCCCCUCGGUAACCAAUUCCACGGCCCUCGUCAAGACAACCACAGACGAUGACGGCGACAAUGACGACAAGCACGCACGCCUCUCGGACUCAAUGCUAUUCACGUACGAUGCGGGCGAUGACUCCGAUGAUCAGAUGGAAAUUGUGCAGGCGCAGCCAACACCACAAGAAGAGCCCGAAGAAACGCCGGCAUGGGAGGACAGCGACGACGAGCGGUUGACGGUCUCCCUCGCCGGUGCGACGAGGUUGCGGAAGCUCCGAAACACCGAAGCAGAGGAUGUGGUUAGUGGGACAGAGUAUGCCAAACGGUUACGGCAGCAGUACCUACGCCUCUACCCGCUCCCCGAGUGGGCUCAGGAUGCCACCGCCGGUUCCAAGCGAAGACGUCGCCGGUCGUCAGCCGGCUCAGACUCGGCCCCGGGUUCGGACGUGGAACUCGACAGCGACGGCGAAGAAAUUGACAACGCCCCGCUCCCGCUCGAUGCCUUCCUCCGCGAUGCCAACUCGUUCGCCCGCGGCGCGGACAAUACCAACAAGCGCCGCAAGCUCCGCCCCGAAACCAUCGACAUCCAGCGCACCCGCGACAUCCCGGACAUGCACAAGGCCGGCAUCUCGUCGCUCGCCUUCCACCCGCGCCAGCCAAUUCUCCUGUCCACCAGCACCUCAUCCGUCAUGUACCUCCACCACAUCGACCCCGCCGCGCACCCGACGCCAAACCCGGCGUUGACCUCGGUGCAGGUGAAGCGAACUGACCUGCGGCGCGCGGCCUUUGUCGGCCCCGCCGGCGACGAGGUCGUUUUUGCCGGCCGCCGGCGUUACUUCCACAGCUGGAAUUUGUCCUCGGGCCUCGUCAAGAAGGUGUCCAAGAUUCAGGCCCAUCAGCGCGAGCACCGCACCAUGGAACGCUUCCGUGCCAGCCCGUGCGGCCGAUAUCUCGCUAUUGUCACGAGUGACAAGAAAGGCGGCGGAUCCCUCAACAUUGUUAGUGUCACGACCAUGCAGUGGGUUGCGCAGGCGCGUAUUGACGGGCGCGGUGGUGUCACCGAUUUUGCGUGGUGGUCGGACGGCGAAGGGUUGACGAUUGCUGGUAAAGAUGGGCAGGUUACCGAGUGGAGCUUGAAGACGCGGAGGACUGUCGGUGUCUGGAGGGAUGACGGGUCCAUUGGCGGGACGGUGAUGGCGCUAGGUGGCUCCAACGGGCCGGCUGAGCUUGGUGGUGACCGCUGGGUUGCCAUCGGGUCCAACAGCGGCGUGUUGAAUGUGUAUGACCGCAACGAGCUGCUAGCGAAGCCAAAACAAAAACAACAAGCCGGGAACAACAACAGCAGCACCACAGCAACAGUUGAGAUUAAGAAACUCCCCACGCCAACUCGCACCUUCGAACACCUCACCACCGCCAUCUCGGUUGUCACUUUCUCUCCCGACGGCCAGUUACUCGCCUUUGGUACCCAGCUGAAGAAGGACACGCUACGACUCGUGCACCUGCCUAGUUGCACCGUGUACCGCAACUGGCCGACAGAGCAGACGCCGCUAGGCCGAAUUACGGCGGUGGCGUUUAGCGCGGGAAGUGAUGUGCUGGCGGUUGGGAACGAUGUAGGCAAGAUUAGGUUGUGGGAGAUUCGGGCUUAG